Molecule: messenger RNA, 192 nt
Organism: Penicillium taxi
Lineage: Eukaryota; Fungi; Ascomycota; Eurotiomycetes; Eurotiales; Aspergillaceae
Exons: 2
Coding region: 1-192 (63 amino acids)
Source: RefSeq, a predicted model, not a curated record
AUGGAUAUCCCAGUAUCAUUCGGCGGCAUGAAUUCUGGACUACAGGUGGGGAUUAAUCACGGCCGGAUCACUGCAGAGUUUCAUCUUCCACCAAAGGUGGACGUCAAGCUACCAAUUGCAUACGGGGCUGGGUUCGACUCUUACGUUGAUCAGCAUGAGGCUGAAAGGCACGAGGACGGAUAUUCUCCAUGA